UCCCUCUCUUUAAUUUCUUCCUUCAUUUCAAUUCUCUCUAAUUAUACCAUCCAAUAAAACAUACACAUUUCUGCUUUACUCUCCUCUCAUACACAUACAUACACUAAUACACACACACACACACACAUAUAUAUAUAUAUAUAUAUAUAUAUUACUACAACAAUGUCUUGCCUAGAGAUAUAUAGCACAAAGAUGAAAAAGAAAGAAGAAGAGGAGGAGGAGGAGAGAACGAGAGAUGGAAGUGUGGAUUGGGAAGGCCGUCCUGCUCUUCGCCACAAGUCCGGACGAUGGGUCGCUGGCUCUGUCAUUCUCCUGAACCAGGGGCUGGCGACGUUGGCGUUUUUCGGAGUGGGAGUGAAUCUGGUGCUGUUCCUGACGCGCGUUCUGCAGCAGAAUAACGCGGACGCAGCUAACAACGUCAGCAAAUGGACAGGAACUGUCUACAUCUUCUCUCUUGUCGGAGCCUUUCUCAGCGAUUCCUACUGGGGCCGUUUCAAGACUUGUGCCAUUUUCCAAGUCAUCUUUGUUUUGGGACUGAUGUCACUGUCGCUGUCUUCGUACCUCUUCCUGAUCAGACCGAAAGGCUGCGGCAACGAAAACAUUCCCUGUGGUUCGCAUUCGACAAUGGAGAUCACACUGUUUUACCUCUCCAUCUAUUUGGUCGCAUUAGGAAACGGAGGUUACCAACCGAACAUUGCCACGUUCGGAGCUGAUCAGUUCGACGAGGAACACCCGAGAGAAGGUUACUCGAAAAUCGCGUUUUUCAGCUACUUCUACCUCGCCUUGAACCUCGGUUCCCUCUUCUCCAACACAAUCCUCGGUUAUUUCGAGGACGAGGGCUUGUGGGCGCUCGGGUUUUGGGUGUCCACCGGCUCCGCUCUCGCGGGUUUGAUCCUUUUUCUGAUGGGUACACCUCGGUAUCGGCACUUUAAACCGAGUGGAAACCCUCUCCCGAGGUUUUGUCAGGUCAUAGUCGCCGCCGUCAAGAAAUGGACGGUCGAGAUCUCGCCCGGACGAGGAGGAGGAGAUGAGCUUUAUGACUUGCCCGGGAGCGGAGGAGGUAGGAGGAUAAUGCACACCGACGAGUUCAAGUUCUUGGACAAAGCAGCGGUUAUAACUGCAGAAGAUAUGGAAGAUGAGGAAAAUGGAAGAGUGAAUCCAUGGCGGCUAUGUCCGGUGACUCAAGUGGAAGAGGUGAAAUGCAUUCUAAGGCUAAUGCCCAUUUGGCUAUGCACCAUCAUCUACUCCGUCGUCUUCACACAGAUGGCUUCUCUCUUCGUGGAGCAAGGCGCCGCCAUGAAAACCGCCAUGGCAGCAGCGGAGAAUAGCUUCAGGGUCCCACCUGCCAGCAUGUCGAGCUUCGAUAUAUUGAGCGUUGCGGUGUUUAUAUUUCUGUAUCGACGUGUAAUCGAACCGACAGCUAGUAGGCUGAGGCAGAAGGAGAACGGGUCAAAAGGGAUGACGGAGCUCGAGAGGAUGGGGAUUGGACUCGUGAUCGCUGUUCUCGCGAUGUUAUCUGCAGGGAUCGUGGAGAGUUAUCGGCUCAAGUAUGCUGACAAGAGCUGCACUCACUGCGAUGGCUCGAGCUCCCUUAGCAUCUUCUGGCAGGUACCACAGUACGCAUUGAUAGGAGCAUCAGAGGUGUUCAUGUACGUGGGGCAGUUGGAGUUCUUCAACGCACAAGCCCCCGAUGGUCUCAAGAGUUUCGGAAGCUCACUGUGCAUGAUGUCAAUGUCCAUGGGCAAUUUCGUCAGCAGCUUGCUGGUGACCAUGGUCAUGAAGAUCUCGACCGAAGACCACGUGCCAGGUUGGAUCCCCAGAAACCUUAACAAGGGCCACCUGGACAGAUUCUACUUCCUCCUCGCUGUCCUGACCAGCGUAGAUCUGGUCGUGUAUAUCGCUUGUGCCAAGUGGUACAAGUGUAUAAAACUCCAAGGGAAAGGUGAUAAACCAGAUGGUGAUGAUGAGAAAGAUGGGGAUUCAAGGGUUUGAUUAAUGGGUUGUCCUUU
This is a messenger RNA of Tarenaya hassleriana, 2009 nucleotides long. Its product is annotated as protein NRT1/ PTR FAMILY 7.3. Bases 163 to 1992 code for a protein of 609 amino acids. Gene Ontology annotation, cellular component: membrane. Gene Ontology annotation, molecular function: transmembrane transporter activity. NCBI's taxonomy places the organism in Eukaryota, Viridiplantae, Streptophyta, Magnoliopsida, Brassicales, Cleomaceae. The record is from RefSeq and is a predicted model, not a curated record. Gene Ontology annotation, biological process: transmembrane transport. The transcript has 6 exons.